AAUUGUAGGGGACUUGUGGCAAAAGUAAAAGUGUAAAACAGAGUACCACAAGGUUUCGCAGAUAUGCUGCUUCUAAGCCAAGCACCGGGUACAGCUCUCUCGACCACUCUUCCAUCUCCACUCAAAUUCGCCAACCCAAAUCCAACUUUGUUCGCGAACAAUCGAAAAGCCAGAUUUUGCUCUACCAGAAUUCGUACCAGACGUGUUAAUAUCACUCUUGCAAAGGCCGAUGGAGGGGUCGACUCGGGCUCUGCAACCAAGCAAACUCCUCCCCGUUCUCCACCUUUCGGCAGUGACGAAACCAUUUUUGUGGGUCAAGAGAGUGUUCCAUUGGAGGGUGUCAUCCAAUUUGAGAAAACUAGCUCAUCUUCGCGAAUAGAUAAAUGGGGUCGUGUGGCUCUGCUUGCUGGUGGGGAUGUGCUGGCAUUGCUUUUGUUCUCUGCAAUUGGGAGAUUCAGCCACGGGUUAUCUGUUUUUGACCUAGAAACUCUCCGUACAGCUGACCCUUUUAUUGCUGGUUGGUUUUUGAGUGCAUACUUCCUCGGGGGUUACGCAGAGGAUGGCCGAGGAAUGAACGGUUUGUCCAAGGCUGUUACGGCUGCUGCCAAGUCAUGGGCUUUGGGCAUUCCGUUAGGAGUAAUUAUAAGGGCAACAACAUCUGGUCAUAUUCCACCAUAUAUGUUUAUCGUAGUAACAAUUGGGAGCACUGCUGUUUUACUCAUUGGAUGGAGAACACUAUUAUUCAGCAUUUUUCCCAAUGUUAAUGACAAGAAGGAUGAUGUAUACCGACGUGGCAGUCCAUUUGAACUAUUUGAGUUGCUUACAUCAUUAGUAAGAAGGUGGUGACUGGUGAAUGGUAGCCAUUUUUUGUGCUUUGAGGAUGAUCAUAUUCAUAUUCUAGAUCUUAGACAUCAAUCUUCUCAACUGUUGAACCAUACAUUUACUUAUCAGCUGUAACUUUAGCAGGUAAGGAUAAUGUUGAGCUGAUAUUUAUAUGUAGUCAAUAUUUCUGUAUUCUUUAGUAUUACUUCGCCUGAAAUAUAUUAUCGAUAUAGUUUUUUGCUCAAUUUAAGGAUUACAGAAUCAAGAGAUUACACCAA
Molecule: messenger RNA, 1100 nt
Organism: Tripterygium wilfordii
Lineage: Eukaryota; Viridiplantae; Streptophyta; Magnoliopsida; Celastrales; Celastraceae
Exons: 5
Coding region: 64-846 (260 amino acids)
Source: RefSeq, a predicted model, not a curated record